GUAAAUGGUCCUUUCUUUUGGCCUGAUUGGGCUGGUCUACUCCCCUUUUAGCUCCUUCAUUGGCCCAAGCCAACAUCAAUCUGUUGAUUUCCAUGUCCCCCCUCAAGUUUGAAACUUUUUUUUUUUUUUUUACGAGGAAGAGGAAUCGGGUUUCAACCUAACUCUUGUAACCGAAUUCACUGCAGCCGAGAGAAGAAAACACUCUUUCAAUAAUUCACACAUCUGUGCUUGUUCCACGGCUACAGAACAAAAAAGGGAGCUGCGAGGGGAGGACGUUUUCUUAUCCAGCGGAUAUCCAACAUAACAAGCGAACAAACAAGAAACAUGCUGUGAAGCGACUUUCCCCCUCCUGUGCUGCCAGGAUGAAGACUUGAGAGGUUUUGUUCAGGUUAACUUGUCAUCUUGUUGGCUGACCGUUCCUGUGUCCCACUGAGGUGAAGGAAAGCUUCUUCCUAGAACAAGGCCCGAGUGUGGAUGAAUAGCUUCACUGUGCAGCCAAGACUCUGGCAGACUUGACCAUGGACUCCUUCAGCACGAAGAACUUAGCCCUGCAAGCGCAGAAGAAGCUGAUGAGCAAGAUGGCCACCAAGAGCAUGGCCAGCCUCUUCAUCGACGACACCAGCAGCGAAGUGCUUGACGAGCUGUACCGUGUCACCAAGGAGUACACUCGCAACCGCAAAGAGUCCCAGAAGAUCAUCAAGAACUUGGUGAAGAUGGUGGUGAAGCUCGGGGUGCUCUACAGAAACAAUCAGUUCAACACCGAGGAGCUGAUCCUGGUGGAGAACUUCAGGAAGAAAGUCCACACUCUGGCCAUGACGGCGGUCAGUUUCCACCAGAUCGAGUUCACCUUUGACCGACGCGUCAUGAGCGCCAUCUUGAAUGAUUGUCGUGAACUGCUGCACCAGGCCAUCAAACGCCACCUGACAGCCAAGAGCCACUCGCGAGUCAACCACGUCUUCAAUCACUUCGCCGACUGUGACUUCCUGGCUGCUCUCUACGGGCCCUCUGAGGUUUAUCGCGCACACCUGCAGAGGAUCUGUAACGGGGUCAACAAGAUGCUUGACGAGGGAAACCUCUGACCUCUGCUGGCCUCGUCGUCUGGCGCCUUUUACUUUUGGUCACCGAUUCCCUACAAUCUUGCUGGUUUUAUUUUUUUAAGGUGGCAAUCAUGAACAUUUUUAUUCUUCCUUUGUUGCUUUCUGUUUGUGUGUGUCUGUCAGUCGUUACUGUCACACUGAAAAUUCUUCUGGCUAGUUAGUCCAAAGUCUGUUUCUUUUUAAGCAUAAGUUUUUAUUAUUCCACAGUAAACAAAACCCACCAGAUUUUUUUUGUUGUUGUUGUUGUUUUUUUGUUUUUUUUUUUUAAUGAAUGUAAAACUCCAUGCUCUUAUCAGUAUAUUCAGAGGUAGGAGUCUUGACAACUGUGCCUUGGGAAAAAAAACACAUUUCUAUCUUUCCAAGGGCACCAUGCUUGCUCACUUACUUAAUCAAAAAGACAUGAAUCCAGGCACAGGCUUUCAGUUAUAUUUCUGUGAGGUGCCUUUAAUGGACGAAAAUGGUUUGGGGAGCACCAGGAGAGGAGAUGAAUUUCGGUCUCUUUCAAAUACCCAAGGAUAUAAAGAAGUUUUUUUUUUUUCAUUUGUCCGUUUUUCUUAAAGUGGUAUUGCACUCGAUUCUGAAUAAGCGCUGUACUGUACUUUCCUGAAUAAUGAAACCAUGUGAAGCCCGGCAGUUGAGUAAUCCUGCUUAACCUGCAUCUUACAACUCUCACCAUCAUGCACUGAAGUCCACUUUGUAGAGAGGCCAGGCUUUUGUUUAGGAGUCACCUAUAAACCUAGUUUGGAUUUAACAGUCUGGUUUAUAGCCACCACGACAAAAGUGAAGUAUUUGGGUCAUAGGGGGACCAUAAACGUGAAGGAAUUUGAUUGUGCUGUGUGCUGUUGAUUGUCUCUGCGCAGACUAAACUGUCUCGCUGACUUUGUCUGUGUAUAUGCUCAUUUGCUCAGACCAACUUUCUUUUUUUCCUUUGCCUACAAAUGCCAUAAACACAGCAGGGGAGCGGAGCAAUGUGGCACCAGGUGCAAAGGGUUGCUCUGGCAUUCUGAGGGGAAUAAAGCACGAGUGCAGUGGAACCACUCGUCAUAAAAGAUGUUUGAGCCCAGGGUUGGCUGUGUUUCAGAUUUAUCGGUGUUGCCUCGGGUUUAUCCAAAAAAAGCACUAACCUCUGGUUUAAAUUCUGACAGAUCUGAACUAAAAAGACUCCCCAUGUGCAGCCAGAUGAAAGGCUGGACACAAACUGCAGCUUCGAGUCUAUGAAAAGGACCAGGCAGGGUUUAGAGAUUAGAGCAGAGACAAACACAGAACCUGAUUGUACUCUCCCUCUGCAAUUAUAGCCCCCAGCUCUGGGGUGGUAUAAUGGCCUAUAGCCUGCCUCUGACGAGCAGCUACUCCAUUUACCAACACAGCAGCCUCGUGUUAUGUGAUGGAGAUAACCAUCUCUGUUUGCAUGAUGCAAGUCCUUUAAUGGAUUUAAAGAUGUUGUGUUUCUUGUUUAUAAAGGAGCAUAUGAAUAGUUACUACUAUCCCUCUUGAACCUCACAUAAUAACUGUCUUUCCUUUUUGUCUAUGUGUUUUUGUAUCUCUGAGCCUGUCUGGGAGAUUGUUUUGUGCUGCGGCCUGAUUUUGUAUUCUGCGUGUGAGCGUGUGCGUGUGUGUUUGUGUGUGUACCUGUGAGAGAAUUGGAAAUUGAGCCGUGUAAUAAGCACUGUGCUUUUCCAGAUAGGAUUGCUGAAACUUUUAACUUCAUCCACAGCAGCUCUGCCAAAGAAAGGGAGACUGAUAUUUCUCUUAAUGCAGUCUUUUUCCAGAGGAACAUUUCAGAAAACAGUAUGCACUUGAUAAUUAUAACCCUGCUAAUGGUGACAGUGAAGACGAAGGUGUUGGCUUUUGUGGUUCCUUUUUUUUUUCUUUUUUGUUAAUUUGCCUUUGAUAGUCUCAGUGUAUUCUCAUUUGUUAGAACCAUUUGAAUCUGACUGCAUCAUUUUGGGAGACUUUGAAGUAAAUCCUUCUUCCUAAGUCCCCCAAAACAGUUGACUUUAAUUGUCUUUGGAUGCCAUUUUUUUCCAAUCCCUUCACAUCUCAGGGUUAGUUUAAAUCUCCCUCGAUUUAAAAUCCAUUACACACAAAGUAGAAAUCACCAGGAACCUCACUGCCCCACUUGUUUUACUCCAUAGGCCUUUUGAAUUAAGCAUCCUUUUGUUUUUACUAUGAAUUGUGAACUGUUUUUAUUUUCACUCAUGUACAUACAAUUGUUUUUCUGUCUCUGUCUGUAUUGUAUCCUGACACAGCAAAUAUAAUACAAUUUACUUUUUUAAAAGAA
Molecule: messenger RNA, 3378 nt
Organism: Scatophagus argus
Lineage: Eukaryota; Metazoa; Chordata; Actinopteri; Scatophagidae
Gene: tnfaip8l1
Product: tumor necrosis factor, alpha-induced protein 8-like 1
Exons: 4
Coding region: 519-1079 (186 amino acids)
Biological process (GO): regulation of apoptotic process
Cellular component (GO): cytoplasm
Source: RefSeq, a predicted model, not a curated record